Pestalotiopsis fici W106-1 is the source of this 1689-nucleotide messenger RNA. RefSeq lists its product as uncharacterized. Gene Ontology annotation, molecular function: transmembrane transporter activity. The record is from RefSeq and is a predicted model, not a curated record. Gene Ontology annotation, biological process: transmembrane transport. Bases 1 to 1689 code for a protein of 562 amino acids. The transcript is spliced from 2 exons. NCBI's taxonomy places the organism in Eukaryota, Fungi, Ascomycota, Sordariomycetes, Amphisphaeriales, Sporocadaceae.
AUGGAGAUUUCACCCGCCCAGCCUAUAGUACAGGCUGGAGAGCUGCCCGAGCAGCCGCCGACGACCGCGUCUUCCAACCAUGCCCCAAUUUUACCAUUGGAAAUCGCCGAAGAGAACACGGUGACGCGCACCAAAACCCGGCUAUAUCUCAUUCUAGCGGCAUUCUAUUUGUCCUUGUUCCUGGCCGCACUCGACACGACCAUUGUCGCCCAGUCCAUUCCGACGAUAUGCGCAGACUUACACUCGGCGGCGGGCUAUGUCUGGAUUGGAGGUGCCUACUUGCUGGCAAAUGCAACAUCUGGCCCUAUAUGGUCUUCUAUAAGCUCCGUAUUUGGAAGAAAGCCAGUGUUGCUCAUUGCGGUGACGUUGUUUGCAAUCUCGAGUAUCAUUGCGGCACUGGCCCACAACAUGCCCAUGCUCAUUGCCGGCCGUGGACUACAAGGAGCAGCUGGCGGCGGACUCGUGCAGCUCUCCAUCAUCACCAUCUCUGACCUCUUCAGUGUGCGCGAGCGAUCAGUCUACCUGGGCUUCUCGGGCUUCGUCUGGGCCCUGGCAGGAUCCGCUGGGCCGCUGAUUGGUGGAGCGUUUACAGAAUCCGCGACCUGGCGGUGGUGCUUCUGGAUCAACGUUCCGAUCUGCGUGGUCACGUUUGGCCUCAUGACCGUGUUCUUGGACGUUCACAACCCAAGAACCAAGCUGAGUGAAGGUCUUAGGGCCAUUGACUGGCUUGGUACGUUUUCAAUACUCGCCAUCUCCCUUCUCAUCCUGCUAGGACUGGAUUUUGGCGGCACAAUCGCCCCCUGGAACAGUCCAAAGGUCAUUUGCUUGGUCGUGUUCGGCGCCGCCAUGAUUGGCGUCUUUAUCUUGACCGAGCAACGUGUCCGGUACCCUAUGAUGCCCCUGGCCGUGUUCAAGAGCUGGUCCAAUGACGCCGUCUUCGCCGUCGUGGUUGCGCACGCCAUGGUCCUCAUUGGUAUCGAGUAUUACAUGCCAUUGUACUUUCAAAGCGUGCUCCAAGCUUCGCCGAUUCGAAGUGGUGUCUUAUUGCUCCCAUUGAUUAUUGUCCAAGCCGUGGGUGAGCUUGUGGCCGGAUACACAAUCCAUCUCACCGGACGCUACAGGGAAUUCAUGUGGAUCGGUUCGCUAUUCCUUCCUCUUGGGAGUGGCCUCUAUAUCUUGUUCGGGCCCGAUACGAGUGUUGCCAUGCUUGUAGGCUUGCUGAUCAUUGGCGCUCUCGGCCCAGGGCUGCUUUUUCAAGCACCCAUGGCGGCUAUUCAGAACAGUGUCAGUCAGGCCGACACUGCCGCAGCCACAGCCGCCCUCAUCUUUCUGCGAAACAUCGCCAUGUCCCUAUCUGUUGUGGUGGGAGGCGUCGUAUUUCAGAACAGUAUGGACACUCAACAAACGUCCCUUGCAGCUGCAGGUCUCAGCGAAUCCGUACUCGAGGCUCUGUCGGGCAGUCAGGCAGCGGCGAAUGUUGGCAUCCCGAAAAUAAUUGAAGACCCGCAACAGCGCCGAGCGGUUCUAGAAGCAUUUUCUUGGAGUUUGAGAAACAUAUUCAUCUUGUACACGGGCUUGUCGGUCGUCUGCACGGUGGCUAGCUUCUUCAUAAAGCAUCAGAACCUAAGAACGGAACAUACAGAGACAAAGACGGGGAUACAGCAUUUGUCAAAGAACGAAAAGUCCUGA